AUGGAUGUCGUCAGAAGAGAAGCAGAGGGUUGCGACUCUUUGCAGGGUUUCCAAAUCACCCAUUCUUUAGGAGGUGGUACUGGUUCCGGUAUGGGUACAUUGUUGAUUUCCCGUAUUAGAGAAGAAUUCCCAGACAGAAUGAUGGCUACAUUUUCCGUUGUUCCUUCUCCUAAAGUUUCUGAUACUGUGAUUGAGCCAUAUAAUGCCACUUUGUCUGUGCAUCAAUUGGUUGAGCACUCUGACGAAACCUUCUGUAUCGAUAACGAAGCCUUGUAUAACAUCUGUCAAAGAACCUUGAAGAUGCCUUCUCCAAGCUACGAGCAAUUGAACUCCUUGGUUUCCUCCGUGAUGUCUGGUGUUACGACCUCCUUGCGUUACCCAGGUCAAUUGAACUCUGACUUGAGAAAAUUGGCCGUCAACUUGGUUCCUUUCCCAAGACUACACUUCUUCAUGGUUGGAUAUGCCCCAUUGACUGCUGUUGGCUCCACCUCGUUCAGAUCUUUGACCGUCCCAGAAUUGACACAACAAAUGUUCGAUGCUAAGAACAUGAUGGCAGCCUCUGACCCUAGAAACGGACGUUAUUUGACUGUCGCUGCUUUCUUUAGAGGUAAGGUGUCUGUCAAGGAAGUCGAUGACGAAAUGCACAAGGUGCAGACCAGAAACGCCGAUUACUUCGUUGAGUGGAUUCCAAAUAACGUGCAGACUGCCGUAUGUUCUGUCCCACCUAAGGAUUUGGAUAUGGCUGCCACUUUCAUUGGUAACUCGACUUCUAUUCAAGAGUUGUUCAAGAGAGUUGGCGAUCAGUUCAGCGCCAUGUUCAGAAGAAAAGCUUUCUUGCAUUGGUACACAUCUGAAGGUAUGGAGGAGAUAGAGUUCAACGAAGCUGAGUCUAACAUGAACGACUUGGUCAGUGAAUACCAGCAAUACCAAGAGGCCAGCGUUGAGGACGACGAGGAGUUGGAGUACGGAGGAGAGGAAGCCCCAUUGGCCGACCACAUGGAUUAG
Messenger RNA from Australozyma saopauloensis, 1005 nucleotides. RefSeq names its product beta-1 tubulin (gene TUB2). Lineage: Eukaryota; Fungi; Ascomycota; Pichiomycetes; Serinales; Metschnikowiaceae. The record is from RefSeq and is a predicted model, not a curated record. Gene Ontology annotation, biological process: microtubule cytoskeleton organization; mitotic cell cycle. Gene Ontology annotation, molecular function: GTPase activity; GTP binding; structural constituent of cytoskeleton. The coding region runs from base 1 to 1005 and encodes 334 amino acids. Gene Ontology annotation, cellular component: microtubule; cytoplasm. The transcript has a single exon.